Messenger RNA from Phoenix dactylifera (date palm), 1062 nucleotides. NCBI's taxonomy places the organism in Eukaryota, Viridiplantae, Streptophyta, Magnoliopsida, Arecales, Arecaceae. The record is from RefSeq and is a predicted model, not a curated record.
AUGAGGAUCCUAGCUUGGAACUGUAGGGGGGCAGCCAAGCCGUCCUUCAUGUCUUCUUUCAAACGGUUAGUGCAAAUUCAGUGCCCAGAGAUCUGUGUCAUUAGUGAGACCCGGCUAUCUGGUGAGGGACUUGCACGUCUGAGACGACGUCUGGGGAGGGACUGGGAGACAUACGCAGUCGAGUCCCAGGGGUUGUCGGGAGGUAUCUUGCUCCUGUGGAGGCGUGGGGUGGCGACCUUUGAUGUCUUCCAUAACUGCUCUCAACAGGUAGUUAUGGUCGUAUCGGCACCUGAUGCUCCUCCGUGGGUUUUGUGUGGGGUGUAUGCGAGCACGAAUCACAGGGUCAGGAGAGUCCUCUGGCAGGAGAUUGCCAGUCUCAUUGCCCAGGGUGUCCCGACAGUUGUAGUUGGUGACUUCAAUUGCAUCCUGAGUUCGGGUGACAAAAGGGGAGGGGCAGCCUUCACGGAUAAAGUGGACAGGAGGGAGUUCCGUGACUUUGUGUCACGCACGGGCCUGGUGGACUUAGGUUACUCAGGACCUCAGUUUACUUGGUGCAAUAAUCAGCUUGGCAGUGCUAGGGUUUGGGAGCGUCUGGACAGGGCCUUUGCGUCCCCAGACUGGUUUCUUCUCUUUCCUACCUGCAGGGUCACUCACUUACCUCGGAUCGCCUCGGACCACUGCCCCUUGCUGAUUUCUACAUCGCUGGGACCCAGGCAUCACAGCCCCUUCCGCUUUGAGAAGGUCUGGCUAUCGUACCCCCAGUCCUGGGAUAUUGUACGUGAUGCAUGGCGCCUCCCGGUGCGUGGAGACGCUAUGCACCGGGUGUCGCGUAAACUAGAGUUGGCCAAGAGGCGUCUCCGGCGAUGGAACCGCGAGGUUGUGGGCGAUAUCUUCCGGAGAGUGGAGGGGGUUGAGGCCGCGAUCUCCGAGUUGCAGUCGAGAGAAGAUUUGGAAGGCAUGCUUUCGACGAGCGAUACGGGUGACCUUCGGGGGUUUCUAGCGACUCACCACUCCCUCCUACGACAGCACGAGAUCUUCUGGCGUCAGAAAUCUCGUGUCUAG